This is a messenger RNA of Nematolebias whitei (Rio pearlfish), 4766 nucleotides long. It is a transcript of the gene sec31b, whose product is annotated as SEC31 homolog B, COPII coat complex component. The record is from RefSeq and is a predicted model, not a curated record. Bases 148 to 3765 code for a protein of 1205 amino acids. Lineage: Eukaryota; Metazoa; Chordata; Actinopteri; Cyprinodontiformes; Rivulidae. Gene Ontology annotation, biological process: intracellular protein transport; endoplasmic reticulum to Golgi vesicle-mediated transport; COPII-coated vesicle cargo loading. The transcript is spliced from 25 exons. Gene Ontology annotation, cellular component: endoplasmic reticulum exit site; COPII vesicle coat. Gene Ontology annotation, molecular function: protein binding; structural molecule activity.
AGUGACAACACGGCAGAAGCACUUUGGUCUGGGUUGCUAGCUCGACAGAUAACAGUAGCUCUGGAGCUUGUAAAUGCGUACGGUCAAGUCAAGACACGUAUAAUUAAAAGUACCGGAGUUGAGAAACCUGAACAUUUGUAGAGGAAGAUGAGGCUGAAGGAAAUUCAGAGGACUGCCCACCAGGCGUGGAGUCCUGCUGGACACCAUCCUAUCUACCUGGCCCUUGGAACUUCAGCACAACAGCUUGAUGCUUCUUUCAACACAACAGCUGUCAUAGAGUUAUUUGAGGUGGAUUUUGCUGAGCCCUCUCUGGAGAUGCAGCUCAAAGGGUCCUUAUCUACAACAAACAGGUUGCACAGUAUCGUAUGGGUAAAUUUUGGAAUGGACGCAGAUGGUACUGGAGGUAGACUUGUUGGUGGAAGUGAAAAUGGCACACUGACUGUUUAUAACCCAGAGGCCAUAAUAAGUUCUGAAGCAGACGCUGUUGUUGGACAGUCUGAUAAGCAUACAGGUCCUGUCCGAGCUCUUGAUUUCAAUCCAUUUCAGAAUAAUCUUCUUGCUUCUGGAGCAAAUGAUUCAGAGAUAUAUAUCUGGGAUCUAAACAACUUCAGCAGUCCGAUGACACCUGGAGCAAAAACACAGCCCGCUGAAGACAUCAGUGUUGUCUCCUGGAACAGGCAGGUUCAGCACAUCCUGGCCUCUGCCAACCCCAGUGGGAAAGCAGUUGUGUGGGAUCUGAGAAAGAAUGAACCCAUUAUAAAGAUCAGUGAUCACAGCAACAAGAUGCACUGUUCAGGAAUGCUGUGGCACCCUGACGUUGCCACCCAGCUGGUGUUGGCCUCUGAAGAUGACCGACUGCCGGUCAUCCAGAUGUGGGAUCUUCGUUUCGCCACAUCACCUCUUAAAGUCCUUGAGAACCACACAAGGGGAAUUCUGUCUAUAUCUUGGAACCAGGCUGACUCUGAGCUCUUGCUGAGUAGCGCUAAAGACAACAGGAUCCUCUGCUGGAAUCCAAACUCUGGAGAGGUGAUUUAUGAGCUCCCAACAACAAACCAAUGGUGUUUUGAUGUCCAGUGGUGCCCCAAGAAUCUAGCUCUUUUUUCUACAGCAUCAUUUGAUGGAAAAAUCACAGUUUAUUCUGUGAUGGGAGGAAGCCUGCAAGCUCAGCAGCAAAGCUCAGUUGACAAGAUAUCCUCCUCGUUUAAUACAAUGGACCCCUUUGGUACUGGCCAGGUGCUGCCUCCUCUGCAGGUUCCUCAACCUAGCGUGCAGGAAACCAUCAUCCCUCCACUGAAGAAGCCACCAAAAUGGGUGCGCAGGCCAGUCGGAGCUUCCUUUGGCUUUGGUGGAAAGCUGAUAACCUUUGAGAAUCCAAAGCAGCCUCUGGUGCAGAGCCCCCAGCCUGUCCCCAGGCAAGUGUUUGUGAGCCAGGUUACCACAGAGACUGAGUUCCUGCAGCGCUCCAGGGAGCUCCAGGCGGCGCUGCAGUCGGGUUCUUUCAGCAACUACUGCCAGGCCAAGAUUCAGAAUGCCAAAUCAGAUGCAGAACAAGAUAUAUGGAAGUUCCUUUUGGUUAACUUUGAGGAUGAAGCACGCAUUAAAUUCCUUAAACUUUUAGGUUUCAGCAAGGAUGACUUGGAGAGAAAGAUUUCAAAGUGCUUGGGAAAGAACUUUCAGUCCAAUGGGUAUGGAGUGGAUGCCAAUGAUCUUGCAGAGAAGAUGCAGCAACUCACCGCUGAGAGGUCUGAUGAAGCAACAACUGAUGCUUCGGGUUCUGUUUCACCAGCCGACUUUUUCAGUCAAUCCCCAAAGGAAACCUCCAACUUCAAGAUCCCUGUAUCAUGUGACACUGAUGGGUUAAUAAGCCAGGCGCUGCUGGUUGGUAACUUUGAGGGAGCAGUGGAUCUGUGUCUGAAUGAUGGUCGCUUCGCUGAAGCCAUUCUGCUGUCCAUCAGCGGAGGAGAGGAACUUCUUAAGAAGACCCAGCAGAAGUACCUCAGCAAGCAAAAGAACAGCAUUUCAAUGCUUAUAUCAUCAGUGGUGACCCAAAACUGGAGGGACAUCGUUGAAAGCUGUGAGCUGGAGAACUGGAAGGAAGCUCUCGCUGCUCUGCUGACUUAUGCUCAUCCUGAAGGCUUUGCUGGUUUGUGUGAUACCCUGGGAAGUCGUUUGGAGCACGAGGGCACCGAGAAGCGCUGCCUGCAGGCCUGCUUGUGCUACAUCUGCUCUGGAAACAUUGAGAAGUUAGUGGGGUGUUGGGCCUUGCACAGAGACUGCUCUUCUCCUCUUGGACUAGAGGAUCUGGUUGAAAAAGUAAUGAUGCUGCGGAAGUCCAUUGAACGCCUCCGCAACAGCGAGGUGGCCGUCCAGAGCCACAUCCUGGCCGAGAAGCUAACGUGCUACGCCGGCAUCCUGGCUGCAGAGGGCAGCUUAUCCACUGCCAUGGCCUACCUUCCUGAGAACUCGGACCAACCUGGGAUUAUGAUGCUGAGAGACAGGCUGUUCCAUGCUCAGGAAGAGGCCACCGUCCACCAGCAGCCUCCGAGCUCCUUUAACAGAGCCGGUGCGCCAACAGCUAAGCCCACUCAUGCUGCUCAGACUCCUCAACCCAACGCACAAAUUAGGAGUCAUUACCAGCCUUCUGCCCCUUCGAUGGCUCCACAACAGCAGCCUCACAUGCCAUCAGUUUUUACUCCUCAACCCCCUCCAUCCAACCAAGGGCCUGGUCUGCCCCCCUCCUCUCAUGUAAUGCCACCCAGUUCGAGCCGUCCUGCUGGAAGACCUUCUUAUCCACAACAUCAUGCUGUGGCUCCAGGUUUUUCUCCUCAUCAGCCAUUCCAGCCUCAGCCUGCAUCCACUGCCGGGAUCUUCCCACCUCCAGGCCCUUCGGUCCCAUCUGCAAACUUAUCAGGACCUCAAAUGCCACCUUCGUCGUCAGCCCAUGGAGGCCUGCCUCCCAUGCCCAGUCCUGGGUUGCCACCAACAAGCUUCUUCCCAUCUACCUCUUUACCUUCAGGCAUCAUGUCACCCACCUCCCAACCAGGAGCCCCAGUUUUGACGUAUCCAGGGGGCUUUCAGAACCAGGGACCUGCACCCUCAAUGGCACCUGGCCCCUAUGUUCCUAUUGGAUCUGGGUAUCCCCCAGGAGGUCCUGGAGCUCCUACAGUAAAUCCCUUCCCAGCACCUGUUGUUGCUCCUCCUCCUACAGGACUUCAAGAUGGCUGGAAUGACCCACCGACAGUACGAGGUGGACCCAGGAAGAAGAAGGUCCCUGAUAACUACACUCCACCAGCGCCCAUCACGGCACCUGUCAUGGGUUUCCCAGUGGAGGCCCCACAGCCCCAUAACCACACCCAAGUCCCACCCGGAGCCCCUCAGGAGCCCAGCGUGCAGCUCCUUCAGCAGCUGCCAGCAGAGAGAGUGGAACAGAAAGAAAUCCCAGCUGAGCACAUGAUCCUCAAAACCACCUUCGACAGCCUGGUACAGCGCUGCCAGCUCGCAGCAGGAGAUCCACAAACAAAAAGGAAGCUCGAUGAUGCAGGAAAACGUUUAGGACACCUUUAUGAUAAACUGAGAGAGCAGUCGCUCUCUCCCAACAUCCUGAACGGGCUCCACGAGAUAAGCCGCUGUGUGGCAAGCCAGAACUACCAGGGGGGCCUGGAGGUCCACACUCAGGUGGUCAGCAGCAGCAACUUCAGUGAGAUCUCUGCCUUCAUGCCCAUCCUGAAAGUGGUCAUGACUAUCGCCAACAAGCUGAGCGUCUAACACCCAGAAGACGCCACCAACCAUUCUUCAGUGUUAUACUGUUGUAUAUGUAUUUAUUUCUUCAUGGCCUGGUGAUGUGCGUCAACAACGAGAAUAAUGGCUGGUAAAAUGACAACGUCUCAUCCCACCAUCAAUUCUCCAGAGGACAUGGCUGACUGAGAGAGCGAGGUGGACUUCUGUAGGAGUCUGUCAAUGUUGCUGCAAUCAUUUUACAAAAAUAUAAGAUGAAUGUAUUCUGACAGUUGUGAUUCAGUGUAGGUUCAAAAGUUGAUGCGAUACAAAAAGCAAAUGGUCUGAAUCGAUGCUGUGGUUGUCCAAGUAGGUGGUAGGUCAUAAACCUUGUUGCAUCUUACCCAAGUUCAUAUUUUUCUCUCGGUCUUUGAUAGAUGUACACAAUGUAUUGAUUACAUACUUGCAGCAGCACUCUGGCUGCAGAAAGAAUAUCCAGGGCCUCAAAUAAGAAAUUAUGGGAAUAAAAUUUGGGUUAUGAUCCACGUUGUCAUUGUACUCUGUAAGCAGGAGGAACAGACUGGCAAUCUGGGUAGAUUUUACAGAAACGUAACGAGAGCAGUUCAUAAACAAUUAAUUUCUGAUUGUAGAAAAGUGAUUGGUUGUGAUUGUCGGGCUAUUAUUAUUAUCAUUUGUUUUAAUUUUUGUGUUGGCCUAGACCUGAAACAGUUCUCCAUAUACCUUUAUUUCUCUUAUUUUUACCCAAAUAUUUGCUUUAGUAUUCAUAUUACUCAUCUAAUCCCAUUAUCUACUGCUGGAUUUGCAGAGCAGUUUAUAAAACGUUUUCAUUGGAAAUAUAAAUGAUUUUUUUCUUUCUGCACGCUUUGUUCUUACUCCCUUUUUAUAAACGCACUAUUGUAUCCUUUGGUAAUUUCAUAUUUUCUUUUAUUAUUAAUGUAUUAGAUGAAACAAUACUACAACUUAAAAGAACACAUUAAACAACGUUGUUGCGGCAAUAAUAAUCGUUGGUUAUUUGGCGUGUUGUGGCAGCA